Molecule: messenger RNA, 2448 nt
Organism: Thlaspi arvense
Lineage: Eukaryota; Viridiplantae; Streptophyta; Magnoliopsida; Brassicales; Brassicaceae
Source: the annotation of a GenBank genome assembly
GUUUACAUGGCUUGCAUCCAGCACGGUCGCCGAGUUGGAGUUUCUUACUACGACGCUAGUGUACGCCAGCUUCAUGUGCUUGAAGUGUGGGAGGAAGAUUUAUCAGAUUUUACCUUGAUCAAUAUGGUCAAAUAUCAAGCGAACCCAUUGGUCAUUUACACAAGCACCAAAAGUGAAGAGUCCUUUGUAUCUGCCCUGCAGAAUAGUGACGGAACUGACAAGAAUACCACGGUGCGUCUGGUAAAGAGCUCAACAUUCAGCUACGAGCAAGCAUGGCACAGACUGGUAUAUCUUCGAGUAACAGGAAUGAAUGAUGGGUUGAGCAUCAAAGAAAGGAUUUGUUAUCUGAGUUCGAUGAUGGAUGUGGGCAGUGAAGUCCAAGUUCGUGUUAGUGGAGGUCUCCUUGCUAUAUUAGAAAGUGAACGAAUUGUAGAAACCCUGGAACAAAACGAAUCUGGAACUGCUUCAAUUGCAAUUGAUUCAGUCAUGGAAGUACCAUUAGACAAGUUUCUUAAACUUGAUGCGGCUGCUCACGAGGCACUGCAGAUAUUUCAAACAGAUAAACAUCCAAGCCAUAUGGGCAUUGGCCGGGCUAAAGAAGGGUUCUCGGUGUUUGGGAUGAUGAAUAAGAUUUCCUUCUUCAUUUCUUCGGUAGAGCUGAUGACAUCUUUGCGGGAGACACUGAAAUCUGUGAAGGACAUUUCCCAUUUGCUCAAGAAAUUCAACUCCCCGACGUCCCUUUGUACCAGUAAUGAUUGGACAGCUUUUACGAAGAGUAUAAGUGCGCUCUUGCACGUAAAUAAGAUAUUUGAAGUUGGAGUCUCAGAAAGCCUGCGAGAGCAUAUGAGACGCUUCAACUUAGACAUUAUUGAGAAGGCCGGCUUAUGUAUCAGCACAGAGCUAGAUUAUGUAUAUGAACUGGUAAUUGGAGUCAUUGAUGUAACUAGAAGCAAAGAGAAGGGUUAUCAAACAUUGGUGAAAGAGGGAUUCUGUGCUGAGUUGGAUGAGCUGAGGCAAAUAUACGAGGAGUUGCCGGAGUUUCUGCAAGAGGUUUCAUCGAUGGAGUUAGAGCAGUUUUCUCACCUGCAUGAGCAAAAGCUCCCUCCUUGUAUCGUCUACAUUCAACAAAUUGGGUACCUCAUGUGUAUUUUUGGGGAAAAACUCGAUGAAACUGCUCUUAAUAGGCUUACCGAAUUUGAAUUUGCGUUCUCUGAUCUGGAUGGAGAGACUCAGCGCUUCUUUUAUCAUACUCCAAAGACAAGAGAGUUAGACAACCUUCUUGGAGACAUCUACCACAAAAUUUUAGAUAUGGAGAGAGCAAUUAUUAGGGACUUGCUAUCACACACACUUUUAUUCUCGGCUCACAUGUUGAAGGCAGUUAACUUUGUUGCAGAACUUGAUUGCAUUUUAUCGUUGGCUUGUGUAGCCCAUCAGAAUAACUACGUAAGACCUGUUCUGACAAUGGAAUCAUUGCUUGAUAUUCGAAAUGGAAGGCAUGUUUUGCAGGAGAUGGCAGUGGAUACAUUUAUCCCGAAUGACACUGAAAUCAAUGACAACGGUCGAAUUCACAUCAUUACCGGUCCUAAUUACUCAGGAAAGAGCAUAUAUGUAAAGCAGGUGGCUUUAAUCGUUUUCCUAUCCCAUAUUGGAAGCUUUGUACCAGCAGAUUCUGCAACUGUUGGUUUAACUGACAGGAUAUUUUGUGCAAUGGGAAGCAAGUUCAUGACCGCAGAGCAAUCUACAUUUAUGAUAGAUCUACAUCAAGUAGGAUUGAUGCUAAGGCAGGCAACUUCAAGAUCUCUGUGUCUCUUAGACGAGUUUGGUAAAGGCACUCUUACAGAAGAUGGUAUUGGCUUGCUUGGUGGGACAAUUAGUCACGUUGCUACAUGUACUGAGCCACCAAGGGUUCUAGUAUGCACUCAUCUGACCGAGCUGCUCAACGAGAGCUGCUUGCCCGUUUCUGAGAAGAUUAAGUUCUAUACAAUGAGCGUUCUAAGGCCAGACACGGAAUCAGCAAACAUGGAAGAAAUUGUUUUUCUUUACCGGUUAAUACCGGGACAAACGCUGCUGAGCUACGGUCUGCACUGUGCACUACUAGCUGGUGUCCCGGAGGAAGUCGUGAAGAGAGCAGCUAUCGUAUUGGACGCUUUUGAGAGUAACAACAACAUCGAUAAACUAAGCCUUGACAACAUAUCGUCUCAAGAUCAAGCAUUCAAGGCUGCUGUUGACAAGUUUCUGGCGUUCGACAUCAGUACUAGUGACAUCCGAGCUUUCUUUCAAGACAUGUUCACUUCUUAAACCGAGUAAAAUUAAUAACUGAGUUCGAAUGAAGGAAAGUAGUGUAAAUCUUGAUGAAUAAUAUUAGCAAUGCUUGAGAGUAAAAUUAAUAACUGAGUUCGAAUGAAGGAAAGUAGUGUAAAUCUUGAUGAAAUCAUAGUAGCAAUGCUU